AUGAAGAAUCCAUGGACAUAACAAGCAGUUGCAUAAUAAUAAAUUACAUAUGGGGUAUGUUACAACAUUCUAAAUAAAAAAUAUUAAUUGCAAUCAGAUGAAAAACUGCAAUUUGAUUAUAUAACAAUAUUAAACAAUGCAAAUAAAAUAUAAGAGAUGAAAUAAAAGUUGGCAAUCCAAAUUAUAGAUUAAUAAUUUGGAGAUAUGAUUGAUCCUAAGAAAUUUGAAUAAAGAGUACAAUAAUUGGAUAGUUUAGAAAAAAUAAUAAAUGAUGUUCUGUUAUGUUUAUAAAAAUGCUAAAUAUGCGUACAACAUAAUAACGAUACAAAAAGCUUUAUAAGAAAUGAUGGGUCCGUUUAUAUAAAUAUUCCAUUUCAAUAUAAAACUUAAUUUAUUCAAUUAUUGAGAUAAGCACAAGAUAAAUAGCUUGAACUAGUUGAUCCAGAUCAAUAAAUCAUUUAAUAGUAAAGAUGCGUAAAAGAGUUGAAUGAAUAACAAUUAUCAAUAGAAGAGAUUUAUAGUUAAAUUAUUCAAUUAAUAGAACAACUAAAAUGUUGA
This is a messenger RNA of Paramecium octaurelia, 558 nucleotides long. The record is from the annotation of a GenBank genome assembly. NCBI's taxonomy places the organism in Eukaryota, Ciliophora, Oligohymenophorea, Peniculida, Parameciidae.